Fonsecaea erecta is the source of this 1698-nucleotide messenger RNA. RefSeq lists its product as hypothetical. The record is from RefSeq and is a predicted model, not a curated record. The coding region runs from base 1 to 1698 and encodes 565 amino acids. The transcript has 2 exons. NCBI's taxonomy places the organism in Eukaryota, Fungi, Ascomycota, Eurotiomycetes, Chaetothyriales, Herpotrichiellaceae. Gene Ontology annotation, biological process: positive regulation of GTPase activity; positive regulation of TORC1 signaling. Gene Ontology annotation, cellular component: cytosol. Gene Ontology annotation, molecular function: GTPase activator activity.
AUGGACUUCACCCUCGCGCUCACCCAUUUCUGCGAGGCGCAUGGCCCCAAGUCUGUUCUCUGCACACAAGUCCUGCCGUUGGAAUGUGCAUUAUGCCUCCCACCAUCCCCUCCUCUGAGGCCUUCGUCGUCCACCGAAUCGCUUGCCACCCAAGUCCACAAUUCUUCACCUGAAUCCUCACAGAGCCUCCAGACACCGCCGACCCUGAGAAAAACCGAAACGAAUUCCACCUGGCCGACCGAAUUAUCCGGUGCAUCUACCGUGAUCGACUCGGAAACAGAACUUGAAAGCCCGACCAUUGAGAAGCACCCUCUCUUUCAGACGGUUGACCAGGCACGGACGCUCUCCUCCCAGUGGCGAUAUGGUCGGAACCAGGACGAAACCUGUGCCAGCUGCAGUUUCUCUGUCCCCAAUGCUGUCGCAGAAAAGCUCCCUGUCGGCGCACCCGGAAGCAAGAGGGAGAGCAACCAAAAUAACGUCAAUACAGGGGCGCCCGUGCUGAGAUCAAGAGAAUUUGUCUGUCUCCGAGAGAAGAGGAGAAGGAAUAGCAGUCUGAUCGUCUCGGACGAGUCCAAACCGUCCUCCUACAGCUCAUCGGUCAUGUCAUCUGAAUCCUCCCACACGACAUCGCAUCCACAGUUUCAUCGGUCCGACGACUGUCAUGACCACACCCUGACAUACCUGACCGCCAAAUCUCCCGCCGACCGGGAGAGCUAUGCGCAACUGCGUGCCUCGGUGAUUCGGACUCUAUCCUGUGAACUCCUUCCCCGAGGCAUGUCGGACGGCCCUCUCUGCUUUGGGGAUUCGAACACAGGCUAUACCAUUGCGUACGUCUUCCGGCUCACCGACCCAAAGGCCCGAGGCCGACGGCGCGCCUACGCCUUCCUCGCUUUAGCUGGCAAGGAUGCUGCUCGCGCGUUUGAAGCAUGUCCCAUGCUUUGGGAAUCGUUCGCGCGGAUGGCCAAGGGGAUUGAGGCAGCCGCCCAGAAGCAGCGGUGCAAAGAAGAAAAAGAAGCCGAGUCGCUGGACGCGAGCGGUAAAUCGACCGCAAGGAACUACACUCCGGUGUCUUCCUUCUUGACUGCCCGCUCGGUCGACCCGGAUGGCCACCCCCGGCGUGUUGGACAAGCUACGCCGCGUAGCUUGGCCGAGAUCGUAGGUGAUGAGAACAUCUUCACAUUCCUCCACCAGUAUUUUGUCGCCAUCCUGCGCUGCCUAGGCGAGCGCUUUGGGGGACCGCCAUUGGCGGAAAAUCCGCUGGUGUAUCACUCUACGAGUGAAGAGUCGCCGUAUUUUAGCCAAGCAGACGUUGUCCGAACCCGAGAGCAUGGCCACGAUGACAACCUAGAAUUCGGAGAUUCGAACAAGGCUGACAAGACCCAUCUCGAGAGCUUAAGAGACCAAGAUACGACACCGACGCCGCAGUUGUAUCAGAUGAGUUCCAGCAAGACUUGGCCAUUGCAACAAUCAAAACAGCGGGAGGCCGCAGAGGAAGUUUCUCCCGAGAGCAAAGGCAAGCUCGGUGGGGACUGCGUGCCUGACGUUGAUCUUGCAAAGUCGAAGCCGAGAAAGACCAUCAGAGAGAAGGACAAGAACAAGCUGUUCACCAAUACUAAUAUGAGCCUGAAAAAGCUGAAUCCGCAAUGUGCCAUGCCUAUGGCCGUCACCGAGACGGCACAGAGGCAGGUUGUCGUAUGA